GGUUAAGAUAUUCACAAUUUGUAGCAAAAUGUUGUGUCUACGCUGCUCUCAUGGUCUUAGAGCCACUCCAAUUAUAUCAAGAGCGCUUUCACAAUCCAAUGCUAUCGUGGCGAAAAGAACAUUUACUUCAAUCACGCCCCUCCGACCCACGUUAUCCCCCUCCGCAUUCAAACCCUCAUCGUCUGUAGUCAUACCUUCGGACGCAGCACCGCUAGAUCUCCUUCCUAAGAUCUCAACACAUCCCGCUUUGAGCACAACACAAUUACGUUGUGGACCAAGAAACACGUUCAGUCCGAGCCACUUUGUUAGGAAGAGGAGACAUGGAUUUUUGAGUAGAAUUAGGACGAGGAAGGGGAGGGCGACGCUACAGAGGAGGAAGUCAAAGAGACGAAGUACUUUGAGUCAUUAGAAGAAUGGUAUUAGUGGUUGGAAUACCAAGAAAUAUAACCAACAAUGAGAAAGCGGGGCAAUAUUAAGGCA
Messenger RNA from Botrytis cinerea B05.10, 480 nucleotides. RefSeq lists its product as hypothetical. NCBI's taxonomy places the organism in Eukaryota, Fungi, Ascomycota, Leotiomycetes, Helotiales, Sclerotiniaceae. Gene Ontology annotation, biological process: translation. The record is from RefSeq and is a predicted model, not a curated record. Bases 29 to 409 code for a protein of 126 amino acids. Gene Ontology annotation, cellular component: ribosome; mitochondrial large ribosomal subunit. The transcript has 2 exons. Gene Ontology annotation, molecular function: structural constituent of ribosome.